AUGGCCAUCAAAGUCGUUGAUGUUGCUCUGAGAGAAGACUUCGGCUUCGAUCACAUCAUGUGGGUGUAUUCCGGUCGAAGAGGUGUGCACGCGUGGAUCAGCGACAAGAAUGCCAGAGAACUUGAUGACGACAAGCGGAAAGCCAUCACAGGGUACUUCGACCUGUUCAAGACUGGUGUGCAAGGAGGCAAGCGGAUCAAUGUGCGGCGGCCUUUGCAUCCGCAUCUCGUCAGGAGUCUCGACAUCCUCAAGCCCUACUUCGCACGAGUGCUUGAGGACCAAGAACCCUUUGAGUCCAGCGACGGCGAAGCUCGCCUGCUCAAGCUGCUUCCGGACAAGAAUCUGAAUGAUGCGCUGCGAAAGAAGUGGGACAGCACGCCAGGACGAUCCAGCACACGGAAGUGGGCUGAUAUCGACGCACUUGCGUCACAAGGCGUCAGCAAAACGCUCGAUACGAAAGCACUGGUGCAAGCCAAGCAAGAUAUCCUCCUCGAGUACACGUAUCCGCGCCUUGAUGUGGAAGUUGGCAAGAAGAAGAACCAUUUGCUCAAAUCGCCGUUUGUGGUGCAUCCUGGUACUGGUCGGGUUUGCGUGCCGAUUACUGCGACAGGUGACAUGAAAGAGGCGGAGAAGUUUGAUCCGCUCAGUGUGCCGAAGGUUACCGAGUUGCUGAGGGAAAUAGAUGAGUACAAGGCUGGAGCGAAUGGGCAUGACGAUUCGCAGUUGACGAUGACGCCGACUGAUACGCAAGGUGUUGAGGGCGCACAGUUGAAAGAUUGGGAGAAAACGAGGCUGAGGCCGUAUGUUGAGGCGUUUGAUGGGUUUGUAAAGGGUCUGAUCAAGAGUGAGGGCGUGAGGGUGAAGAGGGAGAGAGAUGAGGACGGCGUUACUGGUGCGGAUGGGAUGGACUUUUGA
Molecule: messenger RNA, 915 nt
Organism: Cyphellophora attinorum
Lineage: Eukaryota; Fungi; Ascomycota; Eurotiomycetes; Chaetothyriales; Cyphellophoraceae
Product: DNA primase small subunit
Exons: 1
Coding region: 1-915 (304 amino acids)
Biological process (GO): DNA replication, synthesis of primer
Cellular component (GO): alpha DNA polymerase:primase complex
Source: RefSeq, a predicted model, not a curated record